AUGACAAAGCGCAAGAAGAGAGGCCAGAAUAAAGGCGCGAAUCCCCAGAAUAAUAACGGGACCGGCAGCAGCUACAAUAGCAAUCACGAUAAUGGAGCCAACAAACGUCCCCGCUACAACUCUAAUGGUUAUGGCAACAAUAGCGAGUUCGACUUCGAUGCUGGCAAAGGCUAUAUCGACCCUAACACAGGCCAGCGCGGCGCGUUCCCUGGUCUCGAAGGUGAUCCGGGUGAUUUCUAUGGUCCUGCAAGCGAUGGGAUGGAUUACCUGCGCAUGGUCAGGUCUGAAGCGAAAGGUGUUCCGACGUUGCUUGUUGCAGGUCAGAAAGUUAGAAGACCACCGCCACCGCUUCCAAUCCCUCAACCUGAUACUCUCAAUUACGAUGAUGACGAGCCGGAAGCUAUCGAGUUGGUGGUUGAUGAGCUGGAGGAAGGGGAGAUUGUUGGGCAAGGGGAGGACGAUGAUGAGCAAGGUUGGUACAACGAUGGAGCCUAUACCGCCGCUAUAGACCCCACUGCUGCUACCCCUCCAACCGAACCGCCUACCGCCCUCUCACUCUGGCAUAAUGCUCUCCUCACAUCCUUCCGCUCUAUUCGCAAGAGUUUACACGCGAAUCCGCCUACUCCACUACUGCCGCUGGCUGUAUCGUCAAGCCUUCCGGUCCGUAAGCAACGCUCUUUAUGGCAGCAACAUAUCUUCAACACUCAGCCUACACCCAAGGAGCUCUGGGGAAUUGACCAGCAGACGGUACUAAGACUCUUAAAGUGGUUGACACAACGUAUGUCUGAGAUGGCGAAGCAUAAAGGUGGGAGAUGUUGGUCGCAGUGGUUAUGGGGGUUGUUAAUGAGGCUCGACGAUUGCUUGACUGCGGACGAGACUAGCAUUGUGAGAGAACUAGGGAAGCGAUGUCUCAUUAUUAGGGAACGUAUGGCGAUUGCCCUGCAAGGAGGAAGAAUUCCGGAUGACCAGAGAGAGGAGGAGGCCGAAGGUGAUGAAGAUGAAGAAGGGAAUGAGGAAGUUCAGGGGUCCAACGCCGAGCAGGAUGAGGGUGCCGUAGUCGCAGGAGCCGCAGAGCAACUCGAGCAGGCUCCAGACCCACCCACCGCCCCUGAGAUUGAAGCAGCUGUCGAGUCUAAGGUAACUCCUCAACGUGAAGCCACCCCGGAGAUCAUACCACUUCCUCAGGUCGAAAAGCGUGCGGAAACCGAAGAAGCCAAUGGACUUGCGUCUCGUCUCAAGGCAACUUUGCAAUCUAUUCAAAACCGAAAACUCCAAGAACCCCCACAACCAGGACAGAAACAUCAGUCAGAACCUAACGCGCCGGUAUCACAAACAGUAGAUGCCCUUUCACAAUCGGAUACCUUCGGCGUUCUCGACAUGGUUAUCUCUCUGGUAGGUGACUUCUACGGUCAAAAGGACCUUCUAGCGGACAGGAAAACUCCCAUUCAUUUGUCCGCCUCCUAA
Tuber melanosporum (Perigord truffle) is the source of this 1464-nucleotide messenger RNA. RefSeq lists its product as uncharacterized. Gene Ontology annotation, biological process: spliceosomal snRNP assembly. Bases 1 to 1464 code for a protein of 487 amino acids. The transcript has 2 exons. The record is from RefSeq and is a predicted model, not a curated record. Gene Ontology annotation, cellular component: SMN complex; nucleus. NCBI's taxonomy places the organism in Eukaryota, Fungi, Ascomycota, Pezizomycetes, Pezizales, Tuberaceae.